AUGUUGUUUUUCCCUCCAGAUUCACCGAGCCUCACUCCUCCGCUAGAAGGAGGAGGAGGAGGAGGUCAGCGGGCAGAGGGAGGACAGGGAGACCAGCCACUCGUCCGGGAGCUGUGGUUCAUGGUAGUGAUGGCAGCCAUCGCCCUGCUGCUCCUGGCCAUCCUGCUAGCUGUCAUGCUCACUAAGGCCCUGAACAAACCCCCCUUCACCAGAGAGAGACCCCCGCUGGUGGCCCUGCCCAUGAAGAAGAGGAGCCCCAUGGCUGUUUAUCCAGCCAGCAACUCUGUUUUGUUUGACACUGUGCAUGACACAACAGGCAUCUCCAACAGUGUAACACUCAAGGGCUUCACCAUGAAGAUAGAGGAAGUGUUUGAAGCUAAAUGUGAGCCCAUUGAUGAGGUAUGUGAGCCCAUUGAUGAGGUCCCACCACAGGGUGAGCUGGGGAUCCUGAGUGUGAACGCCCUGAGGCGCAGCGUCAGCCAGAUGAUGGACGGGAAGUCCCUUGCGGGAGACAACGAAGCGUGGGACCCAAACAUUUCAGGCCAUGACAGUGGGAUGUUUAUGGACGAUGAGGAAUUUGUCGACACCGUCAAAGGUUUCAGCACAGUGAGGAAGGAGCACACCAUGUUCACUGACACCAACCUGUGA
Messenger RNA from Perca fluviatilis (European perch), 648 nucleotides. RefSeq names its product usherin. The transcript is spliced from 5 exons. The coding region runs from base 1 to 648 and encodes 215 amino acids. NCBI's taxonomy places the organism in Eukaryota, Metazoa, Chordata, Actinopteri, Perciformes, Percidae. The record is from RefSeq and is a predicted model, not a curated record.